Molecule: messenger RNA, 1426 nt
Organism: Elaeis guineensis (African oil palm)
Lineage: Eukaryota; Viridiplantae; Streptophyta; Magnoliopsida; Arecales; Arecaceae
Product: E3 ubiquitin-protein ligase At3g02290
Molecular function (GO): ubiquitin-protein transferase activity
Source: RefSeq, a predicted model, not a curated record
CGUUGUCCCAGCGACGCCCCACCAUGCUCCUCUUCUCUCUGCCCCUCCCCCGCCUACUUUCUCUCACUUAAUCGGUGCCCAGCUUGCUUUGCCCUCCUUCCUCCCGCAAUGCUCGGGGGGCUAAACCCUAGCCCUCUCGUUUUGCUUCCAGGUAAAAGGUCAUACUCUUGAGGCAUGUCUAAGAUGAAGCUGAUGGCACUUUGCCAUCUUGUCAAUGAUUUGAUGGAUUUGAUGUUAGUUGGCCUAUCAUGUGCUGCAUUGUAUUAAAGCUUCCAUUUGUUUACGUUAUCAGCUUCCAGGCUUUUGUUUGAGGAUAGACGAUAGCAUACUAUUUGUUCCAAUUUCUUGGUCCUGUUCAAGGUUCUGUAUGGUAAUUACUGAAGUGGGAAACUCUUUCUCUAUCUCUAAAAUCUGUCAAAGAGGAAACUGUUAGUAUGGGGGCAUUUUGCUGUUGUCCAUGUUCAGAGGAGUUUGAAGAAUAUGCCCAUCCAAGCAAUCCUAUAUACAGGCACUGCAUAUGCUUGAGAUAUUUCUUUCACCAGCUGUUCAGUGGGGUAAUGUUAUAAAAUCACAGUAUAGCGCAACAUUUCAGAGACUAGAGGGGCGGACAGUUGCUUCCCCUGUUCAAGCAGUAACUCCAUUGACAUCAACAGGAAUUGGCACUACUUCAGCUGACAGUUCAUUGUCUGAGACAUACCACCUUGUCCCUCGACCUCCACCUUAUGAUACAGAUUCAAGAUUUUCUCGUUCACAACGUGAUGGGUUGGUCUCAAGGAGGGAGAAGUCUAUGAGCCACUUACAAGAACAGCCACAGACCCUAAGAAGAAAUGGAAGUAGCUCUGCAGUGGAACAUUUAGGUUCUAUUAAAAAAAGGAACAGUGCAGAAACUGAAGAAGAAUGCAAACUUAGCCUUUCUGAAUCAGAGAAAAAUCUAUAUGCAAAAGCUUAUGGUACUGGUUAUGUGGUAGCGACUUCAGAAGAUGAAGAUGUUUGCCCUACAUGUCUUGAUGAAUAUACUCCUGAAAAUCCAAAGAUUGUGACAAAAUGCUCUCAUCAUUUUCAUCUGAGCUGUAUAUAUGAAUGGAUGGAAAGAAGUGACAGUUGUCCAAUUUGUGGCAAGGAGAUGGAAUUCUGUGAGAGCCCAUGAUUUAAAUUUAUCUUCUCUACAUUUUGGUUGAGAAAUACCAGAGAAUGUAGUGGAGGGAGUUUGUGUAAAUAAAAGUUCUGCAGCCUCAGCAGUGAGCUACCAACCAAAGAGCAGGGUACUCAAAUAUAUUGGCAUGGACAUAAGUAAAAAUUCUGUAGCAUAUCGGUUAACGAUAGUGUUUUCAGAUGCUACUGUUGUACUUUGUGUUAUGUAUCCUAUAUUGAAAGUUUUGAGUUCUAUAGCAUUGUCUCUAAUAAUAAAAGCAGUGUUGCAAAACCU